AUGUGUGACUCGCCGACCAAUAAAAAGGCGCGAAUGGAUGGCAGGGAACGGAAGACCAGCGCCAGCGGUGAUGAUAGCAAGAGUAGCGGUGGUGGCGGCCAUCACAUGACGACAGCGACCGCACCACUGAACAAACCUACGGCCACCGCCGCCGCUGAGACGUCUGAGUUGGACGACGUGAUCGCUGCGUUGAGAGAGGCCGAGGGUUCGGCCGCCGAAGACGAUAGCAGAGGGCAUACGGACGCCGGCGACAAGUCGUUGACACCGCGCGAGUCGGCCCGACAGCAGCGGACGCGACGUAAGCCGAAACGCUGGGACGACGACGAAGUGGAGGUCGACUUCAGCGGACAGUUGGGUAUUUUGGCCGAGAAUCAGCUCAAGUCCGAAGGCGGCGGCGAACCGACUGUCGGUGAGAGUGAAGCGACGCCCGCGAAGAGCGGUUCCGAUGGUAAUAAUGCGGCCGCAAAACGGCAUUUGGCGGACAAGACUACUAACAACGAGUCGGCUGAUGGCAAACGCCAGAAGGCCAAUGAUUCCCAGAUAUCGUCGCCUAACGAAGACAUAGAUGAUGGCGACGACGAUGAGAGCGGUUCCGACUUUGGCUCCGAAGACGAUCCGGACAAGUUGUGGUGUUUCUGUCGACAGCCACACGACGAACGGUUUAUGAUUGGCUGCGAUUCGUGCGACGAGUGGUUCCACGGGAAGUGUGUCAAUGUGACCAAACAACAGGGUCGAGUGAUGGAAAAGGAGGGCCGCGAGUGGUUGUGCCCGACGUGCGUGAAGGGCAUCGGCGACGGUGUGCCUCGGGAUGAGCUCAAGCGACUGGCGGACGCCAAGCGGACCAAACUGGAGGCCGACGAGCGCGUCAGGGCUCAGACCAAACGCAUCGCACGCGAGAAGUUCCUGAAGCGCGAGAAGACGCGACUCGAAAACGCGGCCAAACAUCGCGAUCGCCGGCGAGACUCGACCGGAGGCGGCGGCGCCGGCACUGAGACAAACAAACGAAGCGCACAAAAGCAAUCGUCCGGUGAUAAGUCAUCGGCGGUACCGACAAAGUCGCCCAACGCUGGGUCGGCGGCGGUCGCUGCCGCGGCCCAACCGCCUGGCGCUACAGCGGCGGCCAUUUUGGCCAAAAAGUUAUCGAUAUCGCAAAUGCCGCCGAAGAAACGCGAACUCCAUCUGCGGCUCGAGACUGAAGAGUCGGAGAAACUGAAGAAACUGAUCAAAUCAUCUAAAAAGGAUCUCAAUAAGAAAAUGGCCAAAAAAUCGGCCAAAGAUGGUUCCCAACGGCGCCGCAAGAGUGACAGCGGAUCCGGUGGUGGCGGCGGCGGUGGCGCAGCAUCCGAGUUGGACUCCAUCUCGAAAGUGGUGCAAAUCGUGCGCAAACCGGAGACCAAAAAGAAACACAAAGACGCCAUCGACUUCUCGGUUCAGGAUCUGUUCAAAGCGGAACCGAUUAAGAAACAGAUGUCGACGGGCACAACGCCGCCCUCCACGCCGGCCACUCCCGGCCCGCAGACACCGUUCGGCCGCAAACAGUCCUCUGACUCGCGCCGAGUGUCGAUUAGUGAGCGCCAGUGUCCGGCCGGUUGCGGCCGUACGGCCACAAACCCGGCGCUCAGCAUAUACUGCAACACAGAGUGUAUCGACACUCACGUGUCGGACAUGUUGAAGGUGUUGCGCGCUCACCGGCGCGAACGGUCCGACUCCGGCUCCAGCCGUGCUAUCAAAGAGCUCGACCGCCGAGUAGUGGUGGUCGAGAAGUCCAGCGGUCGCCUCCUCUCAGGCAAAGAGGCGAUACCCGAGCGCGAAGUGUUGGACUAUAUUAAGAGUAACCAGACGUACGAACUGUUCCGGUCGUCGUCGAUGAAGGACACGACCAUCACUACCAACGCCAACACCUCAUCGUCUAAGAAGAAGGACGAGUCGUCGAGCGCUAAGUCGCCGCUUCUGUCGCCGCAAAAGAGUCAGAGGAAUAGUAGGUCUGACGAGAAGAAUAGGACACCGAUUAGUAGAAGCAAUAGUAGAAGUGGUGCGGACUUCGAGGGCGCGGAUCCGAUUCGGGCCAAUGUGCGGACGACUUUGAAGGACACACUCAUUAACAGAUGCAAGGAAGCGAAUGAGACACUUGUCAGCUCAUCCGACAUCCAGAAGACGGCCAAUCAUAUCGAAGAAGAGCUGUUCAAACUGUUCAAUAAGGACACGAGCGGUAAAUACCGGAACCGAUACCGAUCGUUGCUAUUCAAUCUGAAGGACACGAAGAAUCAGGGAUUGUUCCGCAAAGUGGUCAACGGGAAGAUAUCGCCCGAACGACUGGUGCAGAUGUCGGCCGACGAGUUGGCCAGCAGUGAGUUAGCGAAGUGGAGGGAAAGGGAGAAGAUCUCGAUGUUGGACGCCAUCAAGAGGGACGCCGCCGACAAAGUGAAUCAAGUGAUUGUCAAAAAGACCCAUAAGGGCGAAGAGCUGAUUGAGAGCGGCGGUAUCGUCGGCGAGACCGCCAAUGAGGCCAAACCGGAUGACAGCAAAGCGUCGACACCGACCACUACCUCCACGUCGGGUGUCUCGACACUGCUGGACGACCUGAUGGGCGGCUCCAGCGUCGACACCACAUCCCAACACCGACAGCACCUCUUCUCCAACAACUGUCGCAUCUGUUUGAAUAAACAGACGGACGACACGACUGGCAAAAGUGACUCCAAAUCAGGUCAUCACUCGUCUCGGUUGGGUUCGGAGGGCGCGACGACAACCCCUCGACCGACGCCCAAACGAGUGCGCGUGGACUCGGAGUCGGCCAAUAAGAUACUGUUGGAGGCGGAGAAACUCACAUCGGCGGCCGCAGCGGCGACGGCCGCCACCGUUGCCACCGCUAAGUCGGCGCUGAAGCGCACGGCCAGCGCCGACACCGACGACAACAGUCAAGAACAGCCGACCUCUACGGUGUCGCUGUCGUCGCCGGAAGUGCCCAGCAGUUCGUCGGCCUCGCGGCCCGUCUGGAAGGGCACGAUAUUCAUGCAAGACGUGGCAAAGUUUGCGGCCAACGCCGUCAAAGUGAGCGGCACUGCAGUCGACUAUUUAUCUCAGGACGUGACGGACACGAUAGCCGUGUGCGGCCGCAUAGCACCCGAACAAGUGUUGGAUUACGUGAAGAAACUGAAGUACAGCUCGCGAUCGGAGAUCGGUUUAGUGAAGUUCGUGUCGCGCAAAGAGGACCGCAUCGGUUACGACGCCUUCUUCGAGUACUUGGACUCCAGGGGCCGCUACGGUGUGGUCGGCGGCAGCGGUGGUCUCAAAGACUUCUAUAUACUGCCGCUGCCGAGGAAUAAGGACGUGCCGGACGUGUUGCUACCCUUCGAAGGGCCCGGUCUGGACAAGAAGUCGAUUCGGCCGAACCUACUGUUGGGUAUAAUCAUACGGAGCAAAAAGCACGUGCCAUCGCAGGCGCCGCAAAACUCGACGAACUCCAGGGGCCGGUCG
Molecule: messenger RNA, 3474 nt
Organism: Medioppia subpectinata
Lineage: Eukaryota; Metazoa; Arthropoda; Arachnida; Sarcoptiformes; Oppiidae
Source: the annotation of a GenBank genome assembly